AUGUGUGGGAUACCUCUAUACGUCAUUUCCCCCGCCCACCCGCUCCCUCUUGUUUCCUCCCAUCCGUCUUGUUUCCUUGCAAAUCUCGCAUUCAGCUUUGUCUGCUUCACCAACACGUUUCAGGGAAAGCAGUUUGAGGGCUAUUACAUGCCACCCCUUCUCCCUCUCUUUGUGUCCUGCUCCUUGCGCCUCUCCUUGCGCCUCUCCUUGCGCCUCUCCUUGCGCCUCUCCUUGCGCCUCUCCUUGCCUCUAUCCUUGCGCCUCUCCUUGCGCCUCUCCUUGCGCCUCUCCUUGCGCCUCUCCUUGCGCCUCUCCUUGUGCCUCUCCUUGUGCCUCUCCUUGCGCCUCUCCUUGCCCUUCUCCUUGCGCCUCUCCUUGCGCCUCUCCUUGCGCCUCUCCUUGCGCCUCUCCUUGUGCCUCUCCUUGCGCCUCUCCUUGCGCCUCUCCUUGCGCCUCUCUUUGCCCCUCUCCUCGUCCCUCUCCGCCUGUCCCCUCAUCCUCAUCCCUCCCCUCUUCCCCCCCCUCAGCUUUGACGGCUUCACCAACACGUUUCAGGACAAGUUGUUUGAGGGCUAUGACAUGCCCGCAGCCAACCAGGUGCUCUUCAUCACGCCCUGCUCCUCCGUCAUCAGCCUGCUGGGUGAGUCGCACUGCCUUAACCAGACGCCCUGGCCUGCGCCAGGACCUAUCAGCGGCCAUCGCAUUCAUCAUGCGCCAUCCCGACUGUGCCGCUCCAUCACCAUGUUGCCUUGCCAUACGUUUUGUGUUCCUGCCCGGUCCCCACCUUCCCGCCUGCCCCCACCAGGCCUGCGCCAGGACCUAUCAGCAGCUAUCGCAUUCAUCGUGUGCCAUCCCGACUGUGCCCUCCACAUCGCAGUGCUCUCUGUGGUACGCCUUACCUUGCUUCUCUACGAUCAGUGCUUCUGUGGAAUGGUGACCACCAUAAGCCAGUUCUUCAUCUCCUACACCAUCAAGACAGCAACCGUUUCACCCUUUCUCUCCCUGCCUCCCCCUGCCGCCUGCGCCCACAAGGCGGCCACAAGGCGGCCACAAUCAGCCAGGUCUUCAUUCAUCUCCCACACUCCAUCAGCACAGCAGCCGUGCCUCCCUUCCUCCUUACCAACUGUUUCCCCGUUCCCCCAUUUCCCCCGUCCAGCUGUUCCCCCCUUCCUCCUCCCAUCUCCCCCACCAGGCGGCCACCAUAAGCCAGUUCUUCAUCUCCCACACACUCCAUCAGCACAGCAGCCAUUCCUCCCUUCCCCCUUACCACAUGCGGCCACCAUAAGCCAGUUCUUCAACUCCUACACCAUCAAGACAUUUGGUGCUCUCACCUUCACCACCAUCAUGACCACGCGCCAAGUGACCAUCAAGGCGUUUGGUGCUCUCACUUUUGCCACUAUCAUGACCACACGCCAGGCAAUGAACAUGUGCUUCCGUUUUCAUCGCAAUUAUCCGCAUGUCAAGGCUUGCACAGAGUGA
Messenger RNA from Closterium sp. NIES-65, 1479 nucleotides. The record is from the annotation of a GenBank genome assembly. Lineage: Eukaryota; Viridiplantae; Streptophyta; Zygnematophyceae; Desmidiales; Closteriaceae.